Cloeon dipterum is the source of this 2003-nucleotide messenger RNA. Its product is annotated as glucose dehydrogenase [FAD, quinone]-like. NCBI's taxonomy places the organism in Eukaryota, Metazoa, Arthropoda, Insecta, Ephemeroptera, Baetidae. The transcript is spliced from 2 exons. The coding region runs from base 108 to 1961 and encodes 617 amino acids. Gene Ontology annotation, molecular function: oxidoreductase activity, acting on CH-OH group of donors; flavin adenine dinucleotide binding. The record is from RefSeq and is a predicted model, not a curated record.
AUUUCGCAGCAGGCAUCAACGGACUCAGUCUGCAAACAAGAUUGCUCGGCACAGAAGAUUGAUAAGAGGACACGUCUGCGUUCACUAGCCAGCAACUGCCUGAAACAAUGGAGGCGGCUUCCAACUGCAUUCAGCAUCCGUGCCCGUACCCAAAUGCCGGCGGGGCUGCAACUGUACUUUUCGCCGGCUUGGUGAACGCUGUGCUGAACGCCCAGUGCAAUUUAGGCAACCCUGCUCAAUACCCAAAGGAUGUCGGAGGUGCAUUAUUGCUUCCAGAGUACGAUUUCAUUGUAAUCGGCGCCGGCAGUGCCGGGUCUGUGGUGGCCAGUAGGCUGACCGAGGAGGAAAAAUGGAACGUUCUUCUGCUAGAGGCUGGUGACGACCCCGGAAUGACCACAGACAUACCGGCCCUGGCUGCUGGACUGCAGCACGGUAGAGAAGAUUGGGAGCUGUGGGCCGAGGCCGACGGUAAGACCUGUCUGGGCAUGCAAGGUGGCAAGUGUUAUAUUCCACGCGGUAAAGCUCUGGGUGGCUCUUCAUCUAUAAACGCAUUGCUUUACGUCAGAGGAAACAAGCACGACUACGACGACUGGGAGAGGACAGGAAAUACGGGAUGGGGCUAUGAGGAGGUGCUCAAGUACUUUAAAAAAUCAGAGGACGGCGAGGUCGAGGACGAAUUCCACGCCAAAGGCGGACUGCUCAGCGCCAAAAAGUAUCCGACUGAGCAGAUGAAAAUCAUUCCACACUUCUUCCAGGCAGCCAAGGAAAUGGGCUACGAAAAGGUUGACCUGAACAGCGCCACCCCCGUGGGCUAUGACAGGUUGCCGUCGACUCAAAGGAACAGUGAAAGGUUAAACACAGCGAAAGCCUUUCUAACACCCGCCAAGGACAGAGACAACUUGCACGUGUCUAAAAAAUCGCAUGUCGGAAAACUGCGAAUUGAAAACGGCAGGGUGAUUGGUGUGGAAUUUGAAAAAGACGGUAAUUCUCAUUUUGUGAAAGCUACAAAAGAGGUGAUCUUGUCCGCCGGCUCGACUAACUCGCCGCAGAUUCUGAUGCUCUCUGGAAUCGGACCCAAGGAGCACCUUGAAGAGCUCGGAAUCCAGGUUCACGCAGAUCUGCCAGUCGGGAAAAAUCUACAAGACCACUUCAUGUACUCGGGAGUCCAUCUGACACUUAAAAACUUGAACGCUAAAAUCCCGGAUCCACAAGCAAAAAUGCGGGAUGACCUGUAUCAGUACCUUUUUUAUCGCAGAGGAGAUUUGGCCUCGUUCGGCACAGGAGAUUUCACGGGCUUCAUCAACACGCCUCUGAACAAGGACAAAAGCAGACCGGACAUCGAGAUCCACCACAAUUUGGUGCCCGAAGACGACCAGUCUAGUAUGCCGAUGUGGCUGCACUCGCAGGGGUACAACAAAGAAACUUAUUUGCAUUUUAAGCAAGUUAACAAAAAAGGCGCCACUCUGAUGCUUAUUAUCACGUUGCUUCGUCCAAAAAGCGUUGGCGAGAUUAAACUAAAAUCUGCCAACAUAUCUGACCGCCCGGUCAUCCACGCCAACCUCCUAAACCACGAAGAUGACCUCAAGACCAUGAUUGAAGCCAUCAAGUACGCGAAAAAGUUCGCUGAGACGCCGACCAUGAAGGCGCUCGGUACAGAAUUCGAGGACGACUACAAGCCGUGUAGCAACAAGCACGAAAUCGGCAGUGACGAGUAUUACGAGUGUUGUUUGCGCCACAUUGGAGCCACCCUAUAUCACCCCGUGGGCACAUGCAAAAUGGGGCCCGACUCCAGCGACUCGGUCGUUGACCCUGAGCUGAAGGUUCACGGAGUCAAAGGACUGCGAGUGGUUGACGCGUCCAUCAUGCCGAAAAUAGUGUCGGCGAACACUAACGCGGCUGCGAUUAUGAUUGGCGAGAGGGGGGCUGAUUUUGUUAAAAAAGACUGGGCACCCUCAGAGUAAUAAAAUAAUAAAUAAAGAAAAAAUAACAAAUAAAAUCUAAAA